UUUUUUUUUUUCAACUUUUCUUUUCUUUUCCAUUAAAAAAAAACAAAACUUCUCAAGUUUGAAGAGAAUUCUUCUCUUGUUCUGACAGAAACAAAAUAAAUAAAUUUGAAAUUUAGCUAAAAUACAAAAUUAAAUUGGAAAAACACUUUCUUGCUAAGUGAGUUAAGGAAUCGAUAACAAAAAAAUUGUCAAAUUGAAAUUCAAGUAGUGAAAAGAAAAGAAACGAAAUUAAAAACAAAACAAAACAACGAACCAAUUACGAGUCACACAAUCCACCGAGCUCGUGUAGUGUGAUCAAACAGGAAUUAUCUUAUCACUUACAUCAAGAGAAAACAUUUGGACAGACUGUAUCCAUCAUGAGCAGCAGCAUCAUCCCAUUCAUUGUCAGCUUGUUGAUUCUGACUGGUCACUCCCAGUUUCAGUUCGAAUAUUCUGAAUCCGUGUGCCAACGCUCCUGGUACAACCGGUUUCACUUGACGUCCACCACGAAACCCACGGUGGAAGUCCUACGCAACAACAUCCUGAUGGGCAAACCCGUGAAGGUGGUCAUCACCCAGGGCAUGUACAAGGAGACGUUUAAUCUGGAUAACCUCAACAUGAACGGACUGGUCAUUUGUGGAGAGUCCAUUGAAAGAAUGUCACGCCCCAUAGGACCGGAUUCAGAAUUUCAGCCAAUCAUUGUGUGCACCAAUGGUGACGUCAGCUUCCUGAACAUCUCAGCCAGAAGUUGGAAUGGUUACGUUCUAGCACAUGCCUGGAAGGUGGACUCACUCAUGUUUAGUACCAGAGAUUAUAGUCCUGAACAUAUACCAGUGACCUCACGUUACCUGGACGGGUCAAGCAGUAACGGCAUCAGAGACAACUUCAUGGCCAUGGCAGUCAAGUCAGAGAUGAGAGGUGUCAUGAGGGACAGAGGAUACGCCUUUACAAUGGACAACAUCCACAUAGACUACGCCACGAAACACAUCAGCGGACAGAGCUUGAGUCAUGUGAGCCAAAGCCUCACCAGCGCUGGUGGGAUCGUUUUCAGAGACCCGCCAUACCACUGGCUGUCGUCAUGGGAGACCACUGGACGUCGGGACUCGGCCAGAUGGACCAUGGGGGAUAUGAAGCCACUGAAACACACCAACGACUACGUGGCCUUACAGUGGUACGCCGACUCCUGCUGGUCGGUGGUCUACGAGCACGACAAGAACGGCCAACCCUUGCGUGGAUCUUUUGAGACGCUGAAGACAUUUGUCAAGAUGGGAUACAGAGUCAGGGUCAAUUUUGAUGGAUACUCACUGGAAGCAAACUCUGUGUUUGUCUCUCCUGAUGACGUGAUUGUGGCCCAAACAUCUGCCGAAAUGGCCCGUAGAGGUGGCGCUGACAAUGACAAGACAUUUUUUAACACCAAAACAAGACAAAUAUUCAGACUUAUUCAUACCACAGGUGUGGUUCGUAGCCAUCUUUACUUCAUUGAAAAUGGAGAACUCUCCGCCAAGUCAACAGAGAACAUGCAGAUGACGUGGUCAGUGGAUACCAGGCCUUGGAACCAAGUGGUUGUAAUGGACAGUAAAAACAACGUCACGUUUGGGAAUGUCACAAGUCUCUUGUACGCCAUGGAGACCUCUAGUAUCAGGGUCAAGCUCGAGUUGAAGGAAAGUUUAUUCAACGGCAACAACUCGGAAAUGUUUCUGGAGAUGACGAACGUUCGAUCGCCCAACGUCACGGACGGUGUGCCCGAAGUUGUGGCACAGUCCCUCAGGACCGUUCCUUUCUACAGGCAGGGCUCCAGCAAGGAUUACUUCAUGUACCUGAAGAACAAUGUCAAACAGUAUUUGCAAGUGUCCACCAAGACCGGACUGACCGUCGCCCAGUUCGACAUGGUUACGCGCGCUUACGUCAAGCCCAGUGAUUGGCUGGUGGAAAGUAUUACGUGGUAUAAAGACGAAAGAUUGUAUUGAUCCAAUUCCAAUCAACAAUUUGAAAAAAAAAGAAUAUAGUCUUAAUAUUUAAGGUUGAGGUUUAUGUUUGACAUAAAUACAAAAAAUUAUUGGAUAACAAUGAAAUUAGUAGCUUUGAAAAAACAACAACAUAAGUAGAUUAAAUUUUUCAGUUGGAACUUUUCAACGGUUGGAAGAUUUGCAUUUUAACAUUGGAAGAGAAAUUUUACAAAUGGGAGGCGGGGGUAAAAAUAGGUCAAAUUAGUUCUCGAUGGAUUACGCUGAGUCUAACAGAGUAUAUGAUAAGCGAUUACUUCAAUGGUUCUAAAACUGUAAGGCUUGUACAGCAAUAAUGGUCUCAGUUUGCUUUUUUUGUCUGAACAUUGUAUCGCACAUUUAAUGUUUACAUAGUUUGAAUAUAUUUGGCACCUCUGCUAUUAAAGAGCUGGUUUUAUUUAUUUUGAUAAUGUGGUCAAAAAAUUGUUGUAAGGUUAAACAAAUCUGACCAUCGUAAAUACGUUGUCCUUAAAAACAGUGAAGGCCUACUAUUGGGAAUGUGCACGCUACGCUCUAGAAGGUCAAGGAUGCAAGAGUUCAAUUCAGUGGCGUCAACCAAAUAAAACAACAACAAUGGAGGAAGAGAUUAGAACAUGUGACUUUCUGAUGACGACAACAAAAUUCUCCUAAAAACUUGGUUUAUUAACACUUCCUUCAUUCUGUACACCAGAGACACCACAAGCUAUUUUUAGUUUCUGUACGUCACAUAACAAUUAUUUAGUUAUUUAAUAUUUGUUAAAUGGUUUUAAUUUACUAGUAAAGUCUAAAUAAAACAACAACAAAACAAAAUACAAAAACAGAAUUAAAUAAGCUCAUGGAUAUGAUGAUAUAAUAUAAUAA
Biomphalaria glabrata is the source of this 2822-nucleotide messenger RNA. RefSeq lists its product as uncharacterized. Bases 357 to 1946 code for a protein of 529 amino acids. The record is from RefSeq and is a predicted model, not a curated record. Lineage: Eukaryota; Metazoa; Mollusca; Gastropoda; Planorbidae. The transcript is spliced from 10 exons.